AUGAUGCUCAAGGUUGUGAGGUACUCUGCACCGUCCUAUAGGGUGCUCAUCAAGAUGCGAUUCCUGAACCUCAAGGGAGGAGAUAUGCCUAUGAUGGCUUUUGGAGCUUCCUGCCCCGCAAUUAAAGUCUCCGCGCCGGUUUCUAUGACAAACAUCACGAGCGCCAACGCUGCACGCCAUAAGCGUUACAGCUUUGCUUACGACCAGUGGAUCAAUGCGGUGAAGGAGGCUGAUGCGCGCGCUGCUUUGGCUAGUGUUGUGACGUCAUCGCAUGUGGUUGUAGGGCAAAAGCAGAACCUGUUCGCUCUCUGCGGGAAGGUUGUGAAGGUGAAGUAA
Messenger RNA from Closterium sp. Yama58-4, 336 nucleotides. Lineage: Eukaryota; Viridiplantae; Streptophyta; Zygnematophyceae; Desmidiales; Closteriaceae. The record is from the annotation of a GenBank genome assembly.